AUGGGACCGAUUGCCGUCGAGGAGAAGUGGUUUGGGGGUCGAGCAAAUUGGUGUCGCUACCUGCUGUCAGUGCUCAAAAUGUUAAGCUUCCUCCGCAACAACAAGAAAGAGCAUCUGCCCGCCCGGCAAACGGCGGACUCGUUUGAUUCGCCUCAUCCUAUGAGCGAGCAGCGAGGAGCUCCACUGACCGAGUACGCUCAGUCCCUCAACUCCGAAAUGUUCGAGAAAUCGUCGGACGACGAUCUUUGGAUCGAUGCUCGCGAUGGUUAUCAAGUCAUGGCUGCUCACCUCUGGAAGUCAUGCAACCGACGCAGCUUCUUUUCGGAAGAUCCAGAGAUUCCAAGUGGUGUCACUAUCCGCUUCGCCAAGGGCCGGUAUGUGGUCUGUCCCGCCGAAGAUGACAGGCUCUCGAAGUUUUGCCAUGCCGUUGCCAUCCUCAAUUGCGAGGCUGCCAUGACCAUCACAUCUCCUGUGGUCUCGGCUAUCUGCACCCGUCUGGCUCCGGGUACGGAGCAGAUACCUAUCACACCCUCUCAGCACAUUCAAGUCGUCGAGACCAUGGAGCAGCUCGCGGGAGCGAGGAAAGCUCAACACGCUUGCUUCAUUCGCCGAGAAAAUGCCGUGGUGGUCUGGUGCGACCAAGUCGAAAAGCUCGAAGAGCGAGCUCAAGACCUCGAGGGAAAGAUGAUCGAGUUUAUUUGGAAGAGCUCAGUCAAAGGCAACAGCGCUGGUAUGCCUCCUGCUCAAGGCACCGCAAGGGUCGCCGAAGAUUCCGUGGGUCGAUUCAACCAGAGCCAAGCGCGAAUUCGUUCUGCGUCUUCUCAUGGACACGGCAUCUCACUCCACGGCCACGGUGCCCUAACCCCAUCUAGCGAUCGCUCGGAUCCAUUUGGGGAUCGCCGUAUUGCUCAGGACUCGCCAGCAUCCUCUGCUUCUUCCGAUUCGCCCCGAUGGAUCGCCCCGAAUCCAAGCGAUCCCGAGAAGCAGCUGCAGCCCGAGACCGAAGUGAGACAAUCGAACUGCCAGGCUGCGCUCCAACAUGGACUGGCGGUCGGACUCGACAUCGUCUUGUGCUUUUUGUUCAUCUCAAGGCUCUUCCAAUACUCGCUCAUCGACGGCCAGUGGAAGCGCAUGGGCCUGGCGGCGGUCACCUUGUUGAUCUUUCCGGUCAUCCUGUUCUUCUGUGACAACGUCGUCGGAGUCAUCUUUCAAAUCCUGGCUCCCAUUCGUCAGCUCCACCAGAACUCUCGAUACUUCUCGGGCAAACCGCCUACCCGGAUCUCGGGUCAAUUGCCCCACAUUACCAUUCAGAUGCCGGUCUACAAGGAGUCGAUGGAAGGUGUGCUGAUUCCAACGAUCGAGUCAAUCAAGAAGGCCAUCAGUACCUACGAGCUCCAGGGUGGCACGGCAUCGAUCAUCGUCUCGGAGGACGGCAUACAGCUCAUCUCUGAGGAGCAAAGGGCUGUUCGAGAAGAUUUUUACGAGAUGAACAACAUCGGGUGGGUGGCCCGACCUGGGCACGGCACCGACGGGUUUGUGCGAAAGGGUCGCUUCAAGAAGGCCUCGAACCUCAACUUUACCUGUCACCUUUCCCUCGCUGUCGAAACGAUGAUGUCCGAGACACGACCUCAGACGCCAGGAGAGCUUGCCCUCUGGACUGAGGCCGAUGAGAACAACCUCUACGAGCGGUGUCUGGAGCAAUGUCUGCCAGAGCUUCAUCCACUCGCUCAAGCCAGAGGCAAUGUCCGCAUUGGCGACCUCAUUCUCUUGAUCGACUCCGACACGCGAGUACCAGAGGACUGCUUGCUCGAUGCCGCGUCUGAGAUGGUACAGUGCCCUGAAGUCGGUGUUCUGCAGCAUUGCUCGGGCGUAAUGAUCGUCUCGGACAGCUACUUUGAGCGAGGCAUCUCUUUCUUCACCCGACUCGUCAACUUCAGCAUCUCGUACGCAGUUGCGGCCGGAGACGUUGCACCUUUCAUGGGACACAACGCCUUCCUCCGCUGGUCAGCGAUGCAAGAGGCGUCGUUUGUCGACGAAGAAGACGGAGUUCGAAAGAUCUGGUCCGAAUCGCACGUUUCCGAGGACUUCGAUAUGGCUCUACGUCUGCUGAUGAGCGGCUACAUCACUCGAUGGGCCACUUAUUCAGACAAUGGCUUCCAGGAGGGCGUAUCCCUCACUUGCGAUGACGAGAUCAACAGAUGGCAGAAGUAUGCCUUCGGCUGCUCUGAGCUCGUCUUCCACCGUAUCUGGCAGUGGCCGUUCCGCAGUCCCUUGACAAAGCUCUUCAGGACCUUCUUGGGGUGCAGCGCCCCCAUCCACUACAAGUUUUCGGCGAGUUCCUACAUUUUCUCCUACUACGCUAUCGCCUGCGCUUUCCCUAUGGCACUUGCUCUCUACUUUGUCCAAGGAUGGCUCGAUCCCGUGCUGGUCCCGGCCUUCUUGCCGCCUUUCCAGAUUUGGGUUGCGGUGGUCGUCGUCUUCACGGCAGGAGGAAAUGUAGCUCAGGUUGUGGCUCGGUACCGUUCCAAAGCUGGAGGUCUCUUCAGACUCAUUAAGGAGCACGUCAUCUGGAUGCCCUAUAUGUUCAUCUUCUUCGGUGGAAUAUCUUACCACGUCUUGACAGCCCUCCUGUCACAUCCCGUGGGGAUCAACAUGACCUGGGGUGCUACCAUCAAGGACUUGGACGACAGCAACUUCUUCAUCGAGGUGCCGCUCAUUUUCAAAAAGUUCUGGAAGGUCCUUGUGCUUGCCGGUGCCACCAUCGCCACUGUGAUAGUGAUGCAGUUGCCGGACGUUGUUCCGCUCCAGUGGCAGAUUCAGGGAUUCUUCAUCUACUGGCCGGUUCUUCUCUUGGCGAUCUUGCACAUCCUCUACCCCAUCGUGCUCAAUCCCGCGCUCCUCCGAUUCUCGUUCUGA
Molecule: messenger RNA, 2916 nt
Organism: Pseudozyma hubeiensis SY62
Lineage: Eukaryota; Fungi; Basidiomycota; Ustilaginomycetes; Ustilaginales; Ustilaginaceae
Exons: 2
Coding region: 1-2916 (971 amino acids)
Source: RefSeq, a predicted model, not a curated record